Messenger RNA from Balaenoptera acutorostrata (minke whale), 4048 nucleotides. RefSeq names its product matrin 3 (gene MATR3). Gene Ontology annotation, cellular component: nucleus. NCBI's taxonomy places the organism in Eukaryota, Metazoa, Chordata, Mammalia, Artiodactyla, Balaenopteridae. Bases 315 to 3008 code for a protein of 897 amino acids. The record is from RefSeq and is a predicted model, not a curated record. The transcript has 15 exons. Gene Ontology annotation, molecular function: RNA binding; zinc ion binding.
CGAGAGUGGGUUUGUUCUUGGGCUGCAGCCGCUGCUGCCACCUCUUACAGCGCCGUUGCUGCGGGGGAUUGUGGGAGCUUCAGCGUCCCGCUCGCUUGGAGAGAGGUACCUCUCCUCUUCCCUCUCCCUCUCCUUAAGAGUUGUCUGCUGGUUCUCAGCUUGAAGAAGAUUCUACAGUCCUUAUUGAUCCUUUUUCUUGGCGUUACCAUUUUUUGAAGCAAAGUUAACCUAGUUUUCUAGUUUGAGCUUUCUUUUUGGCCAUCUUCUAAAAAAUUUUUUUUUAAUCUAUAAACUAGACAAGAGAUAGUUCUACAAUGUCCAAGUCAUUCCAGCAGUCAUCUCUCGGUAGGGACUCGCAGGGUCAUGGGCGUGACCUGUCUGCAGCAGGAAUAGGCCUUCUUGCUGCUGCUACCCAGUCUUUAAGUAUGCCAGCAUCUCUUGGAAGGAUGAACCAGGGUACUGCACGCCUUGCUAGUUUAAUGAAUCUUGGAAUGAGUUCUUCAUUGAAUCAACAAGGAGCUCAUAGUGCACUGUCUUCUGCUAGUACUUCUUCCCAUAAUUUGCAGUCUAUAUUUAACAUUGGAAGUAGAGGUCCACUCCCUUUGUCUUCUCAACACCGUGGAGAUGCAGACCAGGCCAGUAACAUUUUGGCCAGCUUUGGUCUGUCUGCUAGAGACUUAGAUGAACUGAGUCGUUAUCCAGAGGACAAGAUUACUCCUGAGAACUUGCCCCAAAUCCUUCUACAGCUUAAAAGAAGGAGAACUGAAGAAGGCCCUACAUUGAGUUAUGGUAGAGAUGGCAGAUCUGCUACACGGGAGCCACCAUACAGAGUACCUAGGGACGAUUGGGAAGAAAAGAGGCACUUUAGAAGAGAUAGUUUUGAUGAUCGUGGUCCUAGUCUCAACCCAGUGCUUGAUUAUGACCAUGGAAGUCGUUCUCAAGAAUCUGGUUAUUAUGACAGAAUGGAUUAUGAAGAUGACAGAUUAAGAGAUGGAGAAAGGUGUAGGGAUGAUUCUUUUUUUGGUGAGACCUCGCAUAACUAUCAUAAAUUUGACAGUGAGUAUGAGAGAAUGGGACGUGGUCCUGGCCCCUUACAAGAGAGAUCUCUCUUUGAGAAAAAGAGGGGCGCUCCUCCAAGUAGCAAUAUUGAAGACUUCCAUGGACUCUUACCGAAGGGUUAUCCCCAUCUGUGCUCUAUAUGUGAUUUGCCAGUUCAUUCUAAUAAGGAGUGGAGUCAACAUAUCAAUGGAGCAAGUCACAGUCGUCGAUGCCAGCUUCUUCUUGAAAUCUACCCAGAAUGGAAUCCUGACAAUGAUACAGGACACACAAUGGGUGAUCCAUUCAUGUUGCAGCAAUCUACAAACCCAGCACCAGGAAUUCUGGGACCUCCGCCUCCCUCAUUUCAUCUUGGGGGACCAGCAGUUGGACCAAGAGGAAAUCUGGGUGCUGGAAAUGGAAACCUGCAAGGACCAAGACACAUGCAAAAGGGCAGAGUGGAAACUAGCCGAGUUGUUCACAUCAUGGAUUUCCAGCGAGGGAAAAACUUGAGAUAUCAACUAUUACAGCUGGUGGAACCAUUUGGAGUUAUUUCAAAUCAUCUGAUUCUAAAUAAAAUUAAUGAGGCAUUUAUUGAAAUGGCAACCACAGAAGAUGCUCAGGCUGCAGUGGAUUAUUAUACAACCACACCAGCAUUAGUAUUUGGCAAGCCAGUGAGAGUUCAUUUAUCCCAGAAGUAUAAAAGAAUAAAGAAACCUGAAGGGAAACCAGACCAGAAGUUUGAUCAAAAACAAGAGCUUGGACGUGUGAUACAUCUCAGCAAUUUACCUCAUUCUGGCUAUUCUGACAGUGCUGUCCUCAAGCUUGCUGAGCCUUAUGGGAAAAUUAAGAAUUAUAUACUGAUGAGGAUGAAAAGUCAGGCCUUUAUUGAGAUGGAGACCAGAGAAGAUGCAAUGGCAAUGGUUGACCACUGUUUGAAAAAGGCCCUUUGGUUUCAAGGGAGAUGUGUAAAAGUUGACCUGUCUGAAAAAUACAAAAAAUUGGUACUCAGGAUUCCCAACAGAGGCAUUGACUUACUGAAAAAAGAUAAGUCCCGGAAAAGAUCUUACUCUCCAGAUGGCAAAGAAUCUCCAAGUGAUAAGAAAUCCAAAACUGAUGGUUCCCAGAAGACUGAAAGUACAACCGAAGGUAAAGAACAAGAAGAGAAAUCAGGAGAAGAUGGUGAAAAAGAUACAAAGGAUGACCAGGCAGAACAAGAACCUAACAUGCUUCUUGAAUCUGAAGAUGAGCUACUUGUAGAUGAAGAAGAAGCAGCAGCACUGCUAGAAAGUGGCAGUUCAGUGGGAGAUGAGACAGAUCUUGCUAAUUUAGGGGAUGUGGCAUCUGAUGGGAAAAAGGAACCUUCAGACAAAGUUGUGAAAAAAGAUGCAAAUGCGAGUGCUUCAGCAACUGCGAAGAAAAAGCUUAAAAAGCGUCGUUUCCCAGGGAGUAUGGAAGGUUUUGUCACUCUAGAUGAGGUUGGUGAUGAGGAAGAUUCGGAACUUCAGAAACUUCGUAAAUCGGGCAUGGCAUUUAAAUCUGGUGACAAAAAUGAUGAUGGUUUGGUUGAAAUUAAGGUGGACAAGAUCGAGGAACUUGACCAAGAAAAUGAAGCAGCGUUGGAAAAUGGAAUUAAAAAUGAGGAAAAUACAGAACCAGGUGCUGAAUCUGCUGAGAAUGCUGAUGAUCCCAACAAAGAUACAAGUGAAAACGCAGAUGGCCAAAGUGAUGAAAACAAGGAGGACUAUACAAUCCCAGAUGAGUAUAGAAUUGGACCAUAUCAGCCCAAUGUUCCUGUUGGUAUAGACUAUGUGAUACCUAAAACAGGGUUUUACUGUAAGCUGUGUUCACUCUUUUAUACAAAUGAAGAAGUUGCAAAGAAUACUCAUUGCAGCAGCCUUCCUCAUUAUCAGAAAUUAAAGAAAUUUCUGAAUAAAUUGGCAGAAGAACGCAGGCAGAAGAAGGAAGCUUAAGAUGUGCAAGAAGCUUAAUGAUUUCAAAGAAAAUAAUGGUUCUUUGUUUUUAAAUGUUAACCUUUUUUAAAUACAAUACAGAUAGUUAGAAGAAAACUAUUGUACUCUUUUGUUAUAGUGGAAAAAUAAUAGACGUCUGUUCAUGUGUUAAGUGUUAUAGCAAAAAUACAUAUACGGUUAAGUUAAUGAAGAAUUGUUUUUGUUUUAUCAAAAUGGUAACAGACAGAAAUACUUGGUAGAGACUGACUUCAUAUGCUACUUAAGACACUUGCAUCACUAAGAAAGAUACGUAGAAACAUUCAGAGAAAUGAAAUUUAGUAGUUCCAAGCUUCAAAGAAAUGUCAAAACUUUUGAUUCCAUUCAAUAAAGAACAAAACCAAUUGUAUUUUUAUUACUUUCAUCUGAAACAUUCCACAUUUUAAUCUGAGCCUUUCAGACUUUUCAUUUGCAGUUCGAAGCAUUUUUGGUUUUGUUUCAUUUUUUGAGAACGUCAUUAAUGUGAGAUUGGUAAUUAAAAUGCAGGUGCAGUUUUCUUUUAAUGUCAUGCUGUUUAGGUAAUAAGAAAUAUUAAGUAAUUGGCUUUAGAUUUUGUAAUUUUUUCCCUAAGUUCCUGCUAGAUUUCGUAUUCUAGUAGUCAAUGUAUUUUUCAGUGAAAUGUAAAAAUAUUCCCAUUCUCUUUGACCAGUAUUAAUUUCUUGAGAUAUUGCUUGUCACUUGAAUCCUGUAGCUGUCAUACAUCUGGUAUAAGCACAUUUGAUUUUUGAAGUGUGUAGACCAUCUCUUCAUAUUUUCAAGAUGUAAUUUUACAUUUCUGCAUUUUAAAAACAGUUUGGCCAUAAUCUUAGACGCACGCUUCUAAUUCAUAUACUGCAUAUGUGACCUUUGUGAACAGAAAUUUGCAUGUAUAAUCUGUGUUUACUUGUAACUUUCUGGUUAUAUACUGCUUAUAUCUGUGGAUUCAAGUUUCUGAAGUGAGUACCAAUAAAAAAAAAAAACCUAGGCCAUGUUCAUUGGUUAUACAUGUUUGAAAUGUUAACCAA